Molecule: messenger RNA, 432 nt
Organism: Lodderomyces margitis
Lineage: Eukaryota; Fungi; Ascomycota; Pichiomycetes; Serinales; Debaryomycetaceae
Gene: MLC1
Product: Mlc1p
Exons: 2
Coding region: 1-432 (143 amino acids)
Biological process (GO): mitotic actomyosin contractile ring assembly
Cellular component (GO): myosin II complex
Molecular function (GO): calcium ion binding
Source: RefSeq, a predicted model, not a curated record
AUGUCACAAAACACAAAAACCUAUAAGGACGCUUUUGCCCUCUUUGACAAAAAGGGAACAGGCAAAAUCCCUGUGGAACAUUUGGGAGAUUUGUUAAGAGCGAUUGGACAAAAUCCAACUCUUGCUGAAAUAUCAGAAUUGCAACAAUCAAUCAAGACCCCUGAUUUCGACUUUGAAACUUACCAGGAGAUUAUUAAUCGUCCUGACGGAUUUAAACCUUUGGGAUUGCCAGAGGAUUACAUAAAGGGAUUUCAAGUAUUUGAUAAGGAACAAACUGGAUAUAUUGGUGUUGGUGAGUUGAGGUAUAUUUUGACAUCUAUUGGAGAGAAAUUGUCUGACCUGGAAGUAGACGAGUUGUUGAAGGGAGUAAAUGUCACCUCUGACGGCAAUGUUGACUAUGUUGAGUUUGUUAAAUCUAUAUUGGAUCAGUAA